Molecule: messenger RNA, 1708 nt
Organism: Dreissena polymorpha
Lineage: Eukaryota; Metazoa; Mollusca; Bivalvia; Myida; Dreissenidae
Exons: 8
Coding region: 291-977 (228 amino acids)
Source: RefSeq, a predicted model, not a curated record
CAAAAUUCCAUCACUGAAAACAUAAAUAGAAAUUCGGAAGUGUAAUGGAUAAGUCUUUCAAUAUUCAUUUAUGUUUAACAAUUUUGUUUUCUUUCAAAGCUCAGGUUUCAUUAACAGAAAACAAAGAACAUGCAGUUGAUAUUAACUUGGGCUGUUUUCCUCACGUUUGUUUUUACAGAUGAACUUGUUGACCACACAGAAUCCCAGCGGGACGCAAACCUAUGCUUAAUUAUUUACUGCAAUAAACACAUAUAUACCAGUCUGCAUUUGGUUAAACAGGAAAAAGUCAUAUGGUUCAAGGAUUAAGCAUAAUGGUCAACGCAGGAAGCAAUUUCGCGUUUGGAGAGGACGUUCCUGUAACCUGCCACAACGACGUCAACGGAAUAGUUAUCCAGUUUGCCUUCGUAAAUUCUACUGAUUACGAAAAUAUAGCAGAAUGCCAGUUUGAUGUUGAGCCCCAGCUUAUGUCAUCAAGAUUAAAAGAACAGUACACUGUGACUCAAUCAUGUGUUCUGAAUAUAAGACAAUUCGAUGAGCUCGACUGUGGAACAUAUCGUUGUGCAGUGUUGUUCAAUAAAACACAAUCUGUUAGUCAGGAGGUUUUGUGCACUAAUGGUUCUGCUCAUGUUGCGCCGGCUUUGAACAAUGAUGAAGAGCAUACUAAAACGGAAGUAAAGGAUUGUAUAAUAAUAAGUAUAAGUCUUGGCUCAGUACUGUUCUUCACAUGGGUGGGUGUUUGUGUCUGGAUUAUACGCAUGAAAUGCAAGAACAAAGGCGAUAGUUCAGAUACAGUUACACCUGAAGAACUUAUGCGUCUUGAUGAAAAGGACACGUCGUAUCAAGACACAACGCCUAAAACGAAAUAUCCUGAUAUACGCAGAGAACUUUCGUUUAAGCCUGAAAAGGGGAGUGUAGAAAAACUCAAGAAGAAAUACUGUUUGAAGAAUAAUUUCGAAGACAAUGAAACAACAUGUUGAUAUUGUGUCUUCAGUCCAUCCAUUGUCUAUUGAAGCAUUUUUGUAUAUCUAUAAGUAAGCUGUAUGUGUUGUAACAAUUACUUACACAACGCUGGUAAUAAUGCAAAAUUGUAAAAUAAUUAAUCCAUAAGAACAUUUUUUGAAUUAACGGCUUGUUCAUCUGAAAGAAAACGGAAAAAAACAGUGCAGUUAAAGAAAAGACAUAAUUAAUUGUCCAGUACAUAAUAGAUAUUCGUAUUAUCCUAACCAUGUUAUUACGUCCGGAUAGAAGAAUCAUAGAAAAUAAAACGAAGCCAAACAACAAGUACGCAUAUGCCAAUUAAUUGAUGACUUAUUGAAAUGAUCUUCACAUCGUUACGGUUGAUUAUAAAGGAUUCAAUAAUUAACUGUUCGUCAACGUCUGACAUGGACUCCCACCAAUCCACGUCUGAAAAGUAUAUGCGAAAUACCAGCAUCUAAAUUAUGGUAAACCACGUUGUAAUAUUUUACGCGUAGUCGUGUAAACACGUUCUUUAGAUUUAUGAUGCAAUAAAUGAGUGCAGUUCUAUGUAAAAGUAUUGUUUGUUGUAAGUGUAUGUCAUUAGACGAGAUGCGCUACAAUUAAAUAUACAUACGUUAUUCUUUUUAGAAAACUAUUUACGUUUAUUGCGAUGACAUAUAAUGCUAUGCUUUUAUUUUCUUUUGAAUUGUUUAAUUUUAUAAUUCAAAUUGUCUACUAUUAUAGUAAUAAA